GUGUGAAUGACGUCAUUCUGUAUUUUGAUCAAAAUCCCAUCGUAUUUUUCUCAACAGUUGCGUUUAUUUAUCAAUUAAUUGUUUUCAUAUUCUGUAUAUUGUAACUCAUAUAUAUAUUCAGAUCAACAUUUUCAUGUAAGAACUCAAUUUUCUUCUUAAACCUAUUUGUUUCUAGACUCAUCCGCUCGUCGUACUACCUACUUAUAAUUUUUGUUCGUAGAUCGACACUGCACUAGGUGAAAAUGUCGGGUAAUAUACCACAAUGUCCUUCGAGCCUGAGGGCCAUCCAGCACUAUUUGAAGACAGCUGCGGAGCAUGAUAAUCGGGACCCCGUUGUUGGCUACUGGUGCAGACUGCAUGCACUGCAAAUUGGACUUAAAGUUACCAAUAAAACUCCAGAAGAAACAAAGUUUUUAAUAGCUUUGAUGGAGUGGCUGGAGGCUACAAAACAGACAUACAAGGAUAAUGAAGCAAUUACAAAUGAAGUGGUAGCGCAGGCUCACAUUGAAAACUAUGCCUUGAAACUCUUUUUAUAUGCUGAUAAUCUGGACAGGGAGCAAAACUAUGGAAGGAACAUAGUGAAGUCAUUCUACACUGCUGGCAUGAUCUAUGAUGUGUUGACUACAUUUGGUCAGCUGACAGACGAGGCAGCCCAGAACAGAAAGUAUGCUAAGUGGAAGGCUGCCUACUUACACAACUGCCUUAAGAAUGGAGAUACACCUGUACCAGGCCCAAUGCAGUCUGACAGUAAUCCAUCUCAAGCCGGAUCAGCGACACCGAGCAUCAAUGUCAAUCAGCCAUCCACUCCCACAAGCUUACCACAGGCGCCCGGGUUCGCGUCUAACGUCACUCCCGACCCUGCGACGCCUCCCAUUGUGCCUUCUUCGUUCAGCAAUAGUCUGCCUGACCCUAAUGCUGCUAUCAAAGCCGCGUCACAACUACCCCCUGUACCAUACACACCAGACCCCAAUCCUGGAGGCUUCGUCCCAUACGACCCGUCGCAACAACCCCAGCCGCCCACACCUCUGUAUGGAGAUAUGAAGGUACAAUUGACUCCUGAUCAGAUAGCUAAAGCACAAAAGUACUGCAAGUGGGCUAGCAGCGCCCUCAACUACGAUGACGUCAAGACUGCCAUCACAAACCUAAAGUACGGUUUGGAGUUGCUGCAGACUGGUCGUGAUCCCGCCUUGAACUAGUGUAGUCUGAUGGUAAAGUAUCUAUUCCAUGUAUAUUCUUAUUUGCUGAUUGUCGCAUCAUCCUGCACUUUUACCGUAUCAUUAUAAAAAUAAGCUAACAUUUGCAUUUACGAUAGAAUUAUAUUGAAUGUGGUCAAAUUACGAAAGCUAUUCCUUUUGUUCAGGCCUGUUUAGGAAGAUCUUGAAAUCAAAAACUAACAUAGUAUUAAAUUUUAUAAAAUAAGUUAUUUUUUUGGACUUGUUAUGUACAUAUUAAUAAUAUAGUCAAAAUAUGUAAGUAUAUGAAUGUUGUGGUUACUUUAUAGCAAUAUGUAAAGGAUAUCAAACAAGAAUUUAUUUUUAAUGCUUGUACCUAAAAGGAUUGUUAAUUUGUACAUAAUGUUAAUUUUUCUAUUCAUAAAAUACACUGCUUUAAUUUAUAAUAAGAUUUUCAUUUAUUAAUCAGUGUACAAGAUAUUACGAGUAAAUUAAACAAAAUA
Molecule: messenger RNA, 1675 nt
Organism: Pectinophora gossypiella (pink bollworm)
Lineage: Eukaryota; Metazoa; Arthropoda; Insecta; Lepidoptera; Gelechiidae
Gene: Vta1
Product: vacuolar protein sorting-associated protein VTA1 homolog
Exons: 5
Coding region: 243-1196 (317 amino acids)
Biological process (GO): late endosome to vacuole transport via multivesicular body sorting pathway
Cellular component (GO): multivesicular body
Source: RefSeq, a predicted model, not a curated record